Messenger RNA from Scutellospora calospora, 495 nucleotides. The record is from the annotation of a GenBank genome assembly. NCBI's taxonomy places the organism in Eukaryota, Fungi, Glomeromycota, Glomeromycetes, Diversisporales, Gigasporaceae.
AUGGAUAAAUUAAAAAAAAAAGAAAUCGAAAACGCUACCACUUUACAUAAAACAAAUGAUCAUAAAAACAGAAUUGAAGCUUUAAAAAUUUUUCAAAAAUAUAAAUUAUCUUAUUGGUUAGGAAUCUAUCAUGAAAAUGGAUAUGCUGAUCUUGAAAUUAAUUAUGAAAAAGCCUUAAAAUACUAUCAAAUAGCUUCUUUAAAUGAUAUACACAAUUCAACAAUUAAAUAUGCUCUUCUUUUAUUAAAAACACAUAAAGAAGAUAAAAAUGAUGAAUUUAAUUUAUUGAUAACAACUUUAUUUGAAAAAGCUGCAGAUAAAAGAAAUGCUGAAGGUUGUUAUCAUUAUGGAGACAUUUUAUUAAAUGGAAAAUUUGGAAAUGAAAGUAAUCCUUAUAACGCAUAUCAAUACUUAGAAUACGCAGCAAAUUGUGGUUACGAAAAAGCUCAAGAAAUAAUUAAUAAUAAAAAUAUUUAUAAUUCAAUUAAAAAAUGA